Messenger RNA from Vicia villosa (hairy vetch), 798 nucleotides. RefSeq lists its product as uncharacterized. Lineage: Eukaryota; Viridiplantae; Streptophyta; Magnoliopsida; Fabales; Fabaceae. The transcript has 2 exons. The coding region runs from base 1 to 798 and encodes 265 amino acids. The record is from RefSeq and is a predicted model, not a curated record.
AUGGCUCCAUUUGAAGCUCUAUAUGGGCGAAAAUGUCAGACGCCAUCAUGUUGGUAUCAAGAUGGUGAAAGUAUGAUUGUAGGUCCAGAAAUGGUUCAUCAGAUUACAGAAAAGGUUAAGAACAUUAAGGAAAAGAUGAAAGCUUCACAAGACCGUAAAAAAAGCUACGCCGACAAAAGACGUAGGCCGUUGGAUUUUGAAGAGGGAGACCAUGUGUUCCUCCAUGUCACACCUACCACGGGAGUGGGGAGAGCAAUCAAAACACGUAAGUUAACUCCAAAGUUUAUUGGGCCCUAUCAAAUAACUUCAAAAAUUGGACCUGUGGCUUACCGAAUUGCAUUACCGCCCUUUUUAUCUGGCAUACAUGAUGUGUUUCAUGUCUCACAACUACGGAAGUACAUUCCAGACCCUUCUCACGUAAUCAAACCAGACACCAUUCAGCUUAAAGACAACUUAUCAUUCAAAGCAAUACCCGUUAGGAUCGAGGAUAGGAAAAUGAAGCUGCUAAGGAAUAAGGAAAUUCCGUUAGUAAAAAUAAUUUGGAACCAUGCCACUGGUGAUGCAACUUGGGAACUUGAGAGUGAAAUCCGAGAGAAAUACCCAGAAUUGUUUACAGACACGUAUAUUCGAGGACGAAACUCUUUUAGGGGGGAGUAUUGUAAGGCCCAUGGAGAAUUGUAUGCACAUACAUUUCAUGGUUACGUGGCUACUGGAGAGGAGUCACGAGGUGCACACCGGAGAGGUGGCACGAGGUGUGUGUCCGAGAGGGAACCACCUUAUCCCGAUGUGGAUCAUUGA